This is a messenger RNA of Sander lucioperca (pikeperch), 3164 nucleotides long. RefSeq names its product F-box and leucine-rich repeat protein 20 (gene fbxl20). Gene Ontology annotation, molecular function: protein binding. The coding region runs from base 543 to 1853 and encodes 436 amino acids. The record is from RefSeq and is a predicted model, not a curated record. The transcript is spliced from 15 exons. Lineage: Eukaryota; Metazoa; Chordata; Actinopteri; Perciformes; Percidae. Gene Ontology annotation, biological process: SCF-dependent proteasomal ubiquitin-dependent protein catabolic process. Gene Ontology annotation, cellular component: SCF ubiquitin ligase complex.
GCUGUUGCUAGCCAGGUAUUCGUGCUACGGGGGCUGUCAAAACGUUGACACCCCAUUUUGAUAUCUUUGCUCCUGGGCUUUUAGGCUACGCGGCCCGCACGAAGGACAGCCAACAGUAGGCUAGCAAGCAGACGUUUUUUUGUGCUUGGACAAUAUGCAUCAGCGCAGUUUCAUUAUAUUUAUUAUUUCUAAGUGAUGUAGGCGCAGUAGCCUACCAGCUCCAUUUUAGGCUGCCAGGUCCUAUUCCUGUAGGGCUAUUGUGUGGAUGGAUGGAAACCUGUAGGGGGAGGAGGAGGUGACUGCGAAGUGACCAGAUAAGAGAACUGGCUUAUUGGCUUGCUGCUGCCUGGAGCUCCUAUUUUAUCAGGAACAAGAGGUCUUGCCAUUUAUUUUACAGGCCGAAAACAACGACAUAGCACCCAGGAGCAUACCGAGAGGACGGUAGCAUGAUAGUCGUGGAGGGGAAUCGGCAGGAAGAGGGCCCGUAUCUGCAUUUUACUUCGCCUACACCGAAUUCAUUGAGUCGGUAACCAGCGUCCGACAUGGGGAAGGAAGUAAAUGGCGUUUCGCGGAGCCGGUUUGAGAUGUUCACAAACAGUGAUGAGGCGGCCAUCAAUAAGAAGCUACCUAAGGAGCUGUUGCUACGAAUCUUCUCCUUUCUGGAUGUGGUGACACUCUGUCGCUGUGCCCAGGUCUCACGGUCCUGGAAUGUUCUGGCCUUGGACGGCAGCAACUGGCAACGAAUCGACCUCUUUGACUUUCAGAGGGACAUUGAGGGCCGGGUGGUGGAGAACAUCUCAAAGCGAUGUGGGGGGUUUCUUAGGAAGCUGAGCCUGCGGGGUUGCUUGGGUGUGGGUGACAGCGCCCUGAGGACUUUCUCGCAGAACUGCAGGAACAUUGAGCUGCUUAGUCUGAACGGCUGCACCAAGAUCACUGACAGCACCUGUAAUAGCCUCAGUAAGUUCUGCCCAAAGCUGAAGCACCUGGACCUCGCAUCCUGUACCUCAAUCACCAACCUGUCACUCAAAGCUCUCAGUGAGGGCUGUCCCCUGCUGGAGCAGCUCAACAUCUCCUGGUGUGAUCAGGUCACCAAGGAUGGCAUCCAGGCCUUGGUGCGUUGCUGUCCUGGACUCAAAGGCCUUUUCCUCAAGGGAUGCACACAGCUCGAGGACGAGGCUCUGAAGCAUAUUGGGGGUCACUGUCCAGAGCUGGUCACACUCAACUUGCAGACAUGCUCACAGAUCACAGAUGAGGGCCUCAUCACAAUUUGCCGGGGUUGUCACCGCCUGCAGUCUCUCUGUGUGUCAGGCUGUGCCAAUAUCACAGACGCCAUCCUGCACGCCCUGGGACAGAACUGCCCUCGCCUCAGAAUAUUAGAAGUGGCUCGCUGCUCUCAGCUUACAGAUGUGGGCUUUACUACAUUAGCAAGGAAUUGUCACGAGCUUGAAAAGAUGGAUUUAGAAGAAUGUGUGCAGAUCACAGAUGGAACACUCAUCCAGCUGUCUAUCCACUGCCCUCGUUUGCAAGUCCUGAGUCUGUCUCACUGUGAGCUGAUCACCGAUGAUGGCAUCAGACACCUCGGCAGCGGCCCUUGUGCUCACGACCGUCUGGAGGUGAUCGAGCUGGACAACUGCCCCCUGAUCACAGACGCCUCGCUGGAGCACCUUAAGAACUGCCAUAGUCUGGAUCGUAUCGAGCUCUAUGACUGCCAGCAGAUCACCCGCGCCGGCAUCAAGAGACUAAGGACCCAUCUGCCUAACAUCAAAGUGCAUGCAUACUUUGCUCCCGUCACUCCGCCCCCCUCUGUCGGGGGCAGCCGUCAGAGGUUUUGCCGCUGCUGUGUCCUGCUAUGAUGUAAAGACAACAACCCCCCCCCCCUUUCCUCUCAUGGUGUCCCUUGUACAAGCUCCUUGCAGCCAGUCACUUGACCCCUGACCUGCUGCCCCCCUCCCGGCGCCCUGUCAUAGAGUACGUGCUGGUGUGUCCCACCUUUAGAGCUGCAGAGAGAGGGAGAAAGCCAAAACAUGCUACAAGGUCUUCGGUAACGUUCCCAAAAACAUUCCCGACUCUCUCCACCACACAAAUACAGUACAGACACAACACACUACCAUGCACAGAUUAUCGCUUAAAAGAAUGUCAGAACAUUCCUGGUCUGUGUUCAGUGGACAAACCAGUAUUACAAAGAGGGUUAUGAAAAAAUCAAAUGUGGUCACCACUUUUAUGGGAUUUAACUUUUCAUCAAAUAGAAGUAAAGAAGAAUCUUCACAUCUAAAACCAUUGUUCUGUAUUUUAGGGGAAGUGAUCCUCUUCUCUUAUUCAGCAGUUUGAGACAGAUUACAGUUCUAGCCUCCUAAACAUAAUAUUGAAAAGGCUGAAAAAUCCCUCUUAACCACUCACACAUACUUCCCUCUGUGUUGAAGGUCACUUAACAGCUACCUCUAGACGGGAACUGCUUUGUUCUGCUGGCUGUUAUUUCAAACUGUCUGUAAACUGCAGACACCUCCAACACACAGAAAGCAGGAAGAAAGCAUAGUUUGGGGAUAAAAAAAAAAAAAAAACAUACUUGCAGCUAUUUGCACUUACAGUAAAGCAAUGAUGAGACACUUUACAAAGACGAUCAUCUCAGAAUUCAAGACUGCGAUUUACUAACGCACACAACAAAUCUUCAUGCACACACUGAGCUUGCUACACCUGUACCCUCACCUCUCUGUGUCUCCGUUACAAUCAGAAGCUUCAAUAUACUGAAGACAAAAAAAGACAGUUUAAUAUUUUUCUAAAAAAAAAAAAAAAAAAAAAAUGGACACCAAUUUAGACUCACAAGUGGGGACUUGAGAAGAUGCCAAAUGUUGCAUGUAACACCUCUAGUUUUUUUAAAAUCUAAUUGUAAAUAUAUAUGAGGACUGUGGAGUCCGAGAGUCAAAGCCAGCUAAACGACCGAUGAUGAUAUGAGAUGGGGCAGAGAUUUCUGUCGAUGGGUCUUUCAGAGGGGAACUAUGGCGAAGCUUGCACGUUUGUUUUAAGUGUGUUAGAAUAUGUGCUGGAGCUUUGGACAGUCAAAAUGAGCCGACACUUAAUCUGGAGUUUGACAGAAGAACUGAUGCUGGGCUGGGAAAGCUCAUGUCAACAACAGAAAAGUUAAAAAGACACUCUUCUGACAGAAUGGA